Cladocopium goreaui is the source of this 1311-nucleotide messenger RNA. The record is from the annotation of a GenBank genome assembly. Lineage: Eukaryota; Dinophyceae; Suessiales; Symbiodiniaceae.
AUGGUGACAGCAUGUUGUAUCGCGCGCAAAGGAAACUUCCGGACAGGGCCCGCAGUGAAUGGAAAGAUGGAACUCUUACGGCUCCCACAGGCUCUGGAAGACACCAGCAGCGAUGAAGGGGCUAUGAUUCUGCCAUUGAAGCGCAGAGCCAAGGUCACCUGGAGAUCAGAUCGAUUCUUGGAAGACAGAUAUGAGAUUCUGGAAAGUGGUGAUGAAUGGACCAAUGCGCGUAGGUCUGAAGAUAUCAAUUUCUCUGAACUUCCGGAGCUGGCUGUUGCCCGAAAGAUGACCUUCAAGAAAGACGCGGCCAGUUCGGCUCGGCAGCGGGCCGCGCGCAGGAAGGGAAAAGAGAGCGAGGAUUCCCCAGCAGAUUCCACGCAUGUCGGGCACCAGGAAGAGGGCAAGCUUGCGUUGCCAGAGACUUUAGCUGGAAAUACACAGCGCCUGGAGCGUUACAAGCUGGCUUUGUUGAGUGCAGUCGAGAGCCUGUACUGGGACAAGAAGAAGCCAUUCCUGGGAGAGUUAAAGCGCUUGCUGAAGCCGUCAAAGCAGUGGCUGAAUCAAGAGCUGCGCGCUGCCGCCACAGUAUGUGCUUCUGACACUUCCCGCUACUUCCUUGUGCCGCCCUUCGCCGGCGAGCCCCCCUGUAUUCUCCUGCGUCAACCGCCACCAGGUUUCGAUGAAUGGUAUUGCGGCCUUCCCGUUGAAAGCCAGCUAUCUGAAGACCAAGAAGCUACAAGGCAGCUUGAGGUUUCUAUUGGCUGUGCGCGUGCGCUGACCAUGCGGGAGGUGAUUGAUAGCUUCUACAAAGAUUGCAUUGAGCCAAGUCUUCCCGAGGUCCAACAGCGUUUGCGCUCCCGCGGCUGGACUUUCGUUGAGUCGCAGCAGGCCGUGCUGCUGUACGCAUGUCAGAAGUCCCUUUACGAGGUUUGCAAGCCAACGUGCCGAAAGCCGGUGGUGAUUUUGCUGAAGGAGCCGCCCAACAGCUUCUCUGGAUGGUUCGAUGGGAUUGGCGUGGUUCCGAAGGCAUCUGCCCAAAUGGAAUUUGGCCUGAAGUCUCUACUGGCUGCAGGUUUCGCCCCGCGUCUGUCUGGUGGUGUUGCUGGUGCGGCCGAGAUUCUUCAAGAACAUUGCCCUCGAAGCCUCGGUGAGCUGCGAGCAUUGCUCCGUGUCUUUCUGAAGAAAGGCCUUCUUCGCUACGAUGGUGAUGAGCUCGUGGUCUCGAAGUAUCUGGAGAAAGAGCUCCGCGACCUUCAGGUCACCCCUCGAACACCUGAGCGAAGGAAGGCUCGAAUUUAUUGCAACAUCUGA